GAUAAUAAAGAUAAUCAAGAAUAUGAAAAAUAUGAAGAAUGGAAUGGAUUUGGAUCCAGCGAUACACCGAUAAUAACCAAACCAAUAUUGAAAAAAAGGACAGUCUUACAGUUUAAAUCCAACUCGAAAAGACUUGAAAACACUCCAGCCAAUGGGGAAACAACAGUGACAAUAGAACCAUUGAAUGCCAAUGGACUUGAUUCUGACACAGACAACUCACUAUCCUUUGAAGAGAUUGCCAAAGCUAAUUUUGUUGAUUUGACCAGAUCAAAUCACAUAUUGAAAAAGUCAGUCGAUCGAGCAACAACAUAUGCGAAAUUCAUUGAGUCAGCUCAGCCAGACCAGUUUAUAACGCACGAGCCCAAGAAGAAGAAUAAAAAGAAGUUUCGAUACUUGAGCAAAUCAGAAAGAAAGGACAACAGAAGAAGAAUCUCGUUGAAAAAGGCUAAGAGA
Molecule: messenger RNA, 453 nt
Organism: Ascoidea rubescens DSM 1968
Lineage: Eukaryota; Fungi; Ascomycota; Saccharomycetes; Ascoideales; Ascoideaceae
Exons: 1
Source: RefSeq, a predicted model, not a curated record